Messenger RNA from Lingula anatina, 1825 nucleotides. Its product is annotated as adenosine deaminase-like. The record is from RefSeq and is a predicted model, not a curated record. Gene Ontology annotation, biological process: purine ribonucleoside monophosphate biosynthetic process; inosine biosynthetic process; hypoxanthine salvage. Gene Ontology annotation, molecular function: adenosine deaminase activity. Gene Ontology annotation, cellular component: external side of plasma membrane; cytosol. NCBI's taxonomy places the organism in Eukaryota, Metazoa, Brachiopoda, Lingulata, Lingulida, Lingulidae.
UCGUGUAUGAGGUCGACGUGCCGAUCACGUAAUGAGGUCAAAGAGGUUGUCAGAAGAAAGAUAUUACGCCCCGUCAUGGAUCAGCGGAGAAAAAUGAAGAAGGUUGAUCUCCAUGUUCACCUAGAUGGAGCUGUUCGUGCCUCAACAAUAUGGGAUGUGGGAAAGAGAAGAAACAUGAGUCUUCCCGGGAGCAGUGUUGAGGAGCUACAAGAACACCUGACUAUUACUGAUAGGGGUUCUCUGACAGAGUUCCUGGCAGUUUUUGCAAUACACAUGCCUGUGAUAUGUGGGGAUCUAGAGGCCAUAGAACGAGUAGCCUACGAGUUUUGCGAGGACUGCUCCAACGAUAACAUCAUUUACUGCGAAGCCCGUUACUGUCCUCAUCUACUGGCCAACGACAUGGAGAACCCGUUCUACGCUGACACGAAGGGAAAUGUGUCACCUCUGGAGGUUGUUAAGGCUGUUAACAGAGGUUUGAAGAAGGGGUGUGUAGACUUUAACAUCAAGGUGAAGACCAUCCUCUGCUGUAUGAGAGAAAGACCAGAGUGGGCCCAGGAAAUUUUGGACUUGUGCUUAAAGUUCAAGGACCAGGGUGUUGUGGCCAUAGAUUUAGCUGGAGAUGAGAAUUUAGACUUGAAAGAUAUCAAAAGUCACGACGAACAUUUAAGAGUAUUCCAGGAGGCAGAGUGGCUAGGGUUAAGUCGUACUGUCCAUGCUGGGGAAAAUGGACCAGCCGAGAUUGUGAGAGAGGCAGUUUAUGACAUGCAUGCGCAGCGUUUAGGACAUGGUUAUCACGUGCUUGACGACGAAACUCUGUAUAAAGCUGUGCGAGAGAAAGGUGUCCAUUUUGAAGCUUGUCCUGUGUCAAGUCACAUGACUGGAUCUGUAAGCACUGAUUGGACAAAGCACCCCAUCUUAAGAUUUGCUCGAGACGGCGUGAACUUCUCAGUUAAUACCGAUGACCCACUACUGAUUGGAGGAUUCCUUUCAUCAGAGUACGAGACAUGCACGGAGAAGAUUGGACUGAGUCUAGAACAGAUCAGAAAUGCAAACCUGAAUGCAGCUAGAGCCACCUUCUUACCAGAAGAUGAGAAGCAGUCAUUGCUUAAACAACUGCAGGAGGACUACGAAAAAUCUGACUCCAGCCAAGGAGAUUGAAAUUCUGAAAAUGCUAAUUUUAAUGAACUAUAGAACACAAAUUGAAUGCCAGCUAAUUUCCAGUAUUUCAGAAAAAUAUGUACGUAAGAAUCUGACAUUGUUUAUGUAUAUUAAUCAGGGAUAGCUCAGGUAUUUUAAUAUACUCUAUAAAGGUUAUAUACUGUGAUUCAGUAUUAUCAACCCCCCCCCCCCAAAAAAAAAAAAAAAAAAAAAUUAAAAUGGACUAAUUUAUGCCCAGUUAAGGUUUUAGAGAAAGAAGUUUUUGAAUAACUUUACCAUAUGAUUAGUACAUGUUAGGGUUAGCUGGGGAUUACUGGGGUUAAUAUAUGGGACCAAUGUCACAUGGACAUAGUAAUGGGGAACUGACAACGUUUCCUAGCGGACUACCAUUCCUGUUACACCGCAUAGCCUAGUGGUUAAUGUCUGACUUCGAAUCCCGUCUGUGGAUCCGUCAAGUCCGUAGAGAAUUAUUUCUCUCCUGAUCCUCGAUUUAUAUUGACCGCUUAGGAGGUCAAUACGAUGUAGUAUUGAUAGAACGCGACUUUCGACCAACAUCAGUUCUCACGUAACAAAACGAUUUAUAUUUUAUUCUUUUAAGUCAAUAUGCAGUUUUGUAGACCUCAGCGAGGAAAUGACAACUUUUGCUGUGCCCAGGUUUAAACGAAUA